UCUCCUUCACUCACUUCUUUUUCCCUCUACAUGAAAUCCUGCAAUAUGCUUCCAAAUUACCGGACACACAUGCUUUAUGCACGCGCCUAUAGAGCGGCAUCCUAAACCGGAUUUUCCUUCCAAAAGCCUCCGUGUUUUUUUUAUUUUUACCGCAGUAUAAAACAACAAGAAGAGAGCCGAUUAUUUUUUUUAUUUUUUUUUUGCUGAUGCUGCAGUGUCCGUUUCUCCCCAUCAGAUCGGGCGCUUUGAUCCAGCGUUAUAUAUCGGCGUUUUUCUGUCUUAAAAUCUCCGUCUGCGUCCGGCUUUUAUUUCCAGCAUGAUUUUGGUAAACUGUCAGUCGGGAUUGUUGCAGCCGAGCCGCGGUUCAAAGCCGUCUGAAGCCUCCUCUCUCUGCUGCGGGCUGCUCCGAUCGACGCUGAAAACCUACACCAAGAGGAUACGGAUGUUGGCCAAGACAACAGUCUAUUAAUCUUUCAGAGAAAGCUGUAAAAGGAUAUCAGUAUUAAAAGCCAAGGUGGGGGAAAAAGGUGUGCGCUGUGCGUCUGCUGCUCUCCAACUCAGCACAGGUGACGAAGCAUCGCUGAGAGAAAGAAGAUGUUCAGCCCGUCGGAGGAGAAGGAGAAGAUGCUGAUGGUGACGGAGAGGGAGGCUGUGUGUGCCUCGCGGCCUCAGUAGAGGCUCCUUCGCCUUUCAGUCCUGCCGCCCCUUCGCCCUUGGCGCCUCUUCCUCUUCCGCCCCUUCCGCCCGCCAGGAUGACCGUGGUGUCCACGGAGAACAUGGACGAGACCUCCACCCUGCCGGGACACCUGCAGGACCUGUACCCGCCGGACGACGACCACGACGACCACGACUGCUGCGAGCGCGUGGUCAUCAACAUCUCCGGGCUGCGCUUCGAGACCCAGCUCAAGACGCUCGCGCAGUUCCCCGAGACUCUCCUCGGGAACCCCAAGAAGCGGAUGCGCUACUUUGACCCUUUACGAAACGAGUACUUCUUCGACCGGAAUCGCCCGAGCUUCGACGCCAUCCUGUACUACUACCAGUCCGGCGGACGCCUAAGAAGGCCAGUCAACGUGCCGCUGGAUAUGUUCUCGGAGGAGAUUAAGUUUUACGAACUGGGCGCGGAGGCCAUGGAGAAGUUUCGAGAGGACGAGGGAUUUAUCCGCGAGGAGGAGCGGCCGCUGCCCGAGAAGGAGUUCCAGCGGCAGAUCUGGCUCCUCUUCGAGCAUCCGGAGAGCUCGGGGCCCGCUCGGGGAAUCGCCAUCGUCUCGGUGAUGGUUAUUCUUAUUUCCAUUGUCAUAUUUUGUUUGGAGACAUUACCCGAGCUGAAGGAGGAUCCCAGCCAGCGGAUGCGUAUGGUCGGGAACGUCACCGUGUACUACAAAGCAAACUUCCUCACGGACCCUUUCUUCGUCGUGGAGACGCUCUGCAUCAUCUGGUUCUCUUUUGAGUUGAUAGUGCGCUUUUUCGCCUGUCCCAGCAAGGCUGCGUUCUUUAAAAACAUGAUGAACUCUAUUGACAUUGUGGCCAUAAUCCCGUACUUCAUCACGCUCGGAACGGAGCUGGCUGACGAUCAAGACGGCAAGGAGGCGAAAGGAGGAGGGGAACAGGCCACGUCUCUGGCUAUUCUCAGGGUAAUCCGCCUGGUGAGGGUAUUCAGGAUCUUUAAACUGUCCCGGCACUCAAAGGGGCUCCAGAUUUUGGGGCAAACUCUCAAGGCGAGCAUGCGCGAGCUGGGCUUGCUCAUUUUCUUUCUCUUCAUCGGGGUGAUUUUGUUCUCAAGCGCCGUCUACUUCGCCGAGGCCGAGGAGAAGGAGUCGUUCUUCACCAGCAUCCCUGACGCUUUCUGGUGGGCCGUGGUGUCUAUGACGACCGUCGGCUACGGAGACAUGUACCCCGUGACGAUUGGGGGGAAGAUCGUGGGCUCGCUGUGUGCCAUCGCCGGCGUGCUGACAAUCGCGCUGCCCGUGCCCGUCAUCGUGUCCAACUUCAACUACUUCUACCACCGCGAGACGGAGGGCGAGGAGCAGGCGCAGCUGCUCAACGUCAGCAACCAGAACUUGGCGUCGGAUACCAACUCGAGCCGGCGUAGCUCAUCGGGGGUGAGCAAGUCGGAGUACAUGGAGAUAGACGAGGACAUGAACAACAGCAUCGAUAACUUUAGGGAAGCCAACCUCAGGACUGCCAACUGCACGGCGCCCACCCAGAACUGUGUGAACAAGGGGAAGCUGCUCACCGACGUGUGAGGAGGCGUCCGGCGCACCGGUGUAAAUAUUGUAGAAAUAAUCUCGAUGCUUUAUCUCCAUUGGUGCAUUUUCUUCUUCUUUUUUUGCAUUGACUCAUUCAAACGAACGAACAAACAAACGUGUGUGAAGACUUCAAAAGUUCCAGGCACACAUGAUCAAUUUAUUAAAAGGUAGUGGUUCACGUAAUGACGGACUUGUUUUGGCAAUAGCACAAAGAUCAGCAGGUGUCGGGGAGACAUGUUUGAUAAAUUAACUUAUUUUAUAAGUUGUUCCAGUUUGAGAGAUGUUGGUGUUUGUCAGGCAGGGAGAUACGAAUAAAUGCCACCGUUGAGGAUGUUUCCAUCUCUGCUGCUUCGAUUUUUAAUCAUUCCAAACUUACCAGCUUUUACCAGGCGAGAAAGGUCUAACGAGAGACAUUAUGGUAGUUAUUAUCGAGUUGCACUAUGGGAAAUGUAGGAGCCAGUGUUACUGGAGUUUUGUGUUGGAGUUUCCCCCCAAAUUAAGAGACAGAAGUGUGGAUAUUUUAGUCUCUGUUGCACCAAUUUGUACCGUUCUUUUUCACUCGCAAAUUCUCAAA
Molecule: messenger RNA, 2820 nt
Organism: Sander lucioperca (pikeperch)
Lineage: Eukaryota; Metazoa; Chordata; Actinopteri; Perciformes; Percidae
Product: potassium voltage-gated channel subfamily A member 1-like
Exons: 2
Coding region: 753-2243 (496 amino acids)
Biological process (GO): potassium ion transmembrane transport; protein homooligomerization
Cellular component (GO): neuronal cell body; membrane; dendrite
Molecular function (GO): protein binding; delayed rectifier potassium channel activity
Source: RefSeq, a predicted model, not a curated record